CUGUACACAGCGAUGUUCCUCAGUAAUGCUGGUAGCGAUCACGAUGGCAGGUCAACCAACCAGAAAGUGUGUCAUCUGCGAUAUGUCGAUACCUGUACACAGCGGUGUUCCUCAGUAAGGCUGGUAGCGAUCACGAUGGCAGGACUACGCAAGCUUAAGACAUCGCUCGUAAACCCACAGCCAGGACGAUUACCAAUUCUCGGCCUGAUCCUGACCUUGACGAUAUGCUUACUAGGGACUUACGUAAUUGGAACAUUUUACGUUACUUUUAUUGUAGAUAAAAACAUCAAAGGCCUUGACCUUCCGCGUACUCUGCCUAGACGUGAUGUAUUGCAGUCAGAUGUACUGUUGGUCAGGGAACAAUCCCAACCUGUGUACGUCAUACCAAAAUAUGCACUAGUUGUUGAGAAGGCUCAAAAUGUUGUCUACAAGCCCGUCAACGUUUCCAUCCAGAAGAAGUCUGUCCAGAAGCUGCCGUUGAAGAAACUCACCUGGCUUAACCCCCCUGGGUGGAUGAAGGUCGAGCCGUACACAGAUUUCACUCAGUGCGUUGUCAGUGACUGUGUCAUCUCCUUCAACAGGAGCGACGUUGAUGCUGCUGACUUGGUCCUGGUGGAAGGGAACGCUAUCCCAGACGCUGAGACUCCAACAAAUAACCCUGAUCAGAUCUGGGUGUUCUACACAGCAGAGACGGUCCAACAGUUCUACAACCCGAGAAGCUAUAAACGGAAGGACUGGAUUGGUAGAUUCAACUGGACAAUGACCUACAGGCUAGACUCGGACGUCGUCUCAACGUACUCCAGACUCAUCCUGAAAGAAGACUUCGUAAACAACGCUAACUAUACCGACAUCGUCCACAAGAAGACCAGGUCUGUCCUGUGGUUCGUCAGUCACUGUGAGACUCAGAGUAAACGGAAGGAAUACGUUGAGGAACUGAGGAAGUACAUAGAUGUUGAUAUUUACGGUCACUGUGGCAAUCUGACAUGUAAAGGACAAGAGUGUGACAAGGUGUGGAGUAAAUAUUGGUUUUAUUUGUCUUUUGAAAACUCAAUGUGUAAGGAUUACGUAACGGAAAAGUUUUUCAACACAUUUAAUAAGAACAUCGUUCCAGUGGUUCGAGGGGGUGCAGAUUACCGUACUCUGUUCCCUCCAGACUUGUACAUCAACACAGCAGACUUCUCCAGUCCCAAAGCUCUGGCAGAUCAUCUGAAGGCUCUGCAGCAAGACCUACCUGGCUAUACUAAAAUCCUCAGGAACAUGGCCAAGUACAAACAAGGGGGGAACUUCCUGAAGGGUAUUCCAUGGAUAUGUGACACUUGUGCCAAGCUGCACCAGCCUUUGAUCCUACUUCCUACUUUGAGACCUGCGACGGUGGUACGCUUUGUGCUGGUAGUCUGUGUGGCCGUAGUGGUUAUACGACUGCUGCGCGAAGCACUCCAAGACUCCAUCGUCCACAAACGGGACGAACCAUGUCCUGCUCCUAAAGACGCUCCAACACCGAGUCCUAGGGUGGUGUUGCCAGGAGGUGUGAAAGACGAAUCAGAGUUAUUCAAAGUCCAUUAUGAAUCUGUAUGGGGAAUACCGAAUUAUGCGUUGGUCGUUGAGAAGGUGAGGAAAGUAGUCUACAAACCGAUCAAGGAUCCUGCGAAGAAAGCGUCUGUUCAAAAACGGCCCUUAAAGAAAUUUGCGUGGUACAAUACACCUACGUGGAUGGUUGGUGAAGCUUACACUGAUUUCUCCCAGUGUGAAGUCAGUGACUGUGUGAUGUCCCUCAACAGAAGUCAUGUUCCCACAGCUGAUGUUGUCUUGGUCCACAUCGACCUACUCAAGGACUCUGACGUUCCCAGUAACAACCCGGACCAGUUCUGGGCUUUCUAUACAGCCGAGACAAUUUAUCAAUUCGUUAACCCAAGGCCUAUCCAACGGGCGGACUGGAUUGGAAGAUUCAACUGGACGUUUACCUUCCGACUGGACUCCGAUUCUCCUUCCACGUACUCCAGACUCAUCCUGAAAGAAGACUUCGUCGACAGCGCUAACUACACAGAUAUCGUCCACAAGAAGACCAGAUCUGUCCUGUGGUUCGUCAGUCACUGUGAGACUCAGAGUAAACGGAAGGAAUACGUUGAGGAACUGAGGAAGUACAUAGAUGUUGAUAUUUAUGGUCAAUGUGGCAAUCUGAAGUGUAACGGACAAGAGUGUGACACGCUGUGGAGUAAAUAUUGGUUUUAUUUGUCUUUUGAAAACUCAAUAUGCAAAGAUUACGUAACGGAAAAGUUUUUCAACACAUUUAAUAAGAACAUCGUUCCAGUGGUUCGAGGGGGUGCAGAUUACCGUACUCUGUUCCCUCCAGACUUGAACGUCAACACAGCAGACUUCUCCAGUCCCAAAGCUCUGGCAGAUCAUCUGAAGGCUCUGCAGAAAGACCUACCUGGCUAUACUAAAAUCCUCAGGAACAUGGCCAAGUACAAACAAGGGGGGAACUUCCUGAAGGGUAUCCCCUGGAUAUGUGACUUGUGUGCUAUGGCAAACAAGCCUUUGGUGAGGAAGACAUAUUCAAACAUUUAUAGAUGGUGGACUGAGGGUAUUUGCUUCGAACCAAAGGACAUCUAGAACUUGACCUUCAAUGAUCCUACAAAACGGAAUUGGGUGAAAUAACUUUGACGCAUCAGUGACAAAUGAUGUCUGAAGCAAUUCCCUAUUUUCACUUGGGUCAAGUGUAUUAUUGUGCCAUAACUGUUGGGAACUUUGUUUUCGUUUCCUUGUGGUUGUAGCGGGUGUUGGUGGGAUAAGCUAAGGGUUUACACCUCUUAUCGUCACUAUUUGAUUUACUAUUGGGCUCUAUCUCAGGUCUUUUGUUUGUUAAGUAUUGUUCUUUUUGCAGAGAAAAUUAAACAUUCCAUUUUCUUCUUGGUUUUGUGACUAUUACAAUCAGUUGCGGCAACAACAGAAAUGAGAUUGAGAACGACUUCAAAAUGGUGACUGCAGGUAAGGAAGCUAACUGGUUAAAUUCAAGAUGGUGCAUCCCAAAACAACCAGGUAUUAUCUGCUGAUAUAAUAGUGGGGGGAUACUUAGUUAGAAGCCAUUGGAUGCAAAGAAUCCUUUCCUUCUCCACUGUGACCCUAUAACUCGUUUAGACUUGAUCUCAGCUUCUUUUUGGCUCUGGACCAAGAACCAUUAUCAUUCUCUGAAUCUCUAAGCCCAUUUCGAAAAUCAAUAUUGCCUUGGUGAUAACAGUGGGAGAUUGCACAUGAUACUAGCUCAACAAACCCACAAAUAUCUGGAUGGGUAUUAUAUCAUAUGUCAGGGGGGACUGUAGUCGCUUGGGCAUUUCUGGUACCACCUGGGGUAGAAGGGUAGCCUAGUGGUUAAAGCGUUCGCUUGUCACACCAAAGACCCGGGUUCGAUUCCCCACAUGGGUACAAUGUUUGAAGCCCAUUUCUAGUGUCCCCCGCUGUGAUAUACCUGGAAUAUUGCUGAGUACGGCGUAAAACUAAACUCACUUACUCAGAUAUAGUUUUGCCAUUUGGUUAUUAUGAACUCCAAUGAGUAUUGUCUACAGUUUGUAAAAAAUUGGUACUUUAAAAAAAUAUAUCCCAAAUUAUUAUCUGUUAAAAUAUCGUUCAACCGCCUCUGUUUCCAUUCUAUCCUCCACAAUUCUAGCGCUUUAUGUAAAACAUGCUGUUAUCCUUAGAAGCAGUAUCUUAUCUGAGCUGUAAUUUCUUUUGUAAAAAUGUCUGUAACGUGUGCUGUAUAUACACUUGUAUUACUUGUAUAUGGGCCGGAGGCCUUAAGUACAAUAAAUAUCUGUGACUCUGA
Messenger RNA from Haliotis rubra (blacklip abalone), 3817 nucleotides. RefSeq lists its product as uncharacterized. The record is from RefSeq and is a predicted model, not a curated record. The transcript has 3 exons. Gene Ontology annotation, cellular component: membrane. Lineage: Eukaryota; Metazoa; Mollusca; Gastropoda; Lepetellida; Haliotidae. Gene Ontology annotation, molecular function: alpha-(1->3)-fucosyltransferase activity. Bases 13 to 2610 code for a protein of 865 amino acids.